This is a messenger RNA of Lotus japonicus, 1583 nucleotides long. Its product is annotated as 4-hydroxy-3-methylbut-2-enyl diphosphate reductase, chloroplastic. NCBI's taxonomy places the organism in Eukaryota, Viridiplantae, Streptophyta, Magnoliopsida, Fabales, Fabaceae. The transcript has 10 exons. Gene Ontology annotation, molecular function: 4-hydroxy-3-methylbut-2-enyl diphosphate reductase activity; metal ion binding. The coding region runs from base 83 to 1444 and encodes 453 amino acids. Gene Ontology annotation, biological process: dimethylallyl diphosphate biosynthetic process; isopentenyl diphosphate biosynthetic process, methylerythritol phosphate pathway. The record is from RefSeq and is a predicted model, not a curated record.
UACACAAUCCAUGAAAACAAAGAGAGACACAGAGACAGAGAGAAGGUGAUUGUGUUGACUUGCUGUGACAUUGUCUUCUCCGAUGGCUUUCUGCACCAACAUUCUCCGUCUUCCUACUGCUCGAAACGACAUCGUUUUGCCGGAAAGUGUUACCAGAACACCGUGCCGGAAACUGUUCUCCGUCGUGCGAUGCUCCUCCGCCGAUCCCGAUUUUGAUGCCAAGGUGUUCCGGAAGAAUCUCACCAGGAGUGCCAAUUAUAAUCGCAAAGGGUUUGGUCACAAGGAGGAGACUCUCAAGCUCAUGAAUCGCGAGUACACUAGUGACAUUAUUAAGACUUUGAAGGAAAAUGGGUAUGAGUAUACAUGGGGUAAUGUCACUGUGAUGCUGGCUGAAGCAUAUGGCUUCUGUUGGGGAGUUGAGAGGGCUGUUCAGAUUGCUUAUGAGGCGAGAAAACAGUUUCCUGAUGAGAAGAUAUGGCUUACCAAUGAAAUCAUCCACAACCCAACUGUUAAUAAGCGGCUCGAGGAUAUGCAAGUGCAGAAUAUUCCUUUGGAGGAUGGGAAAAAACAAUUUGAUGUUGUCAACAAGGGUGACGUGGUCAUGUUUCCUGCUUUUGGAGCAGGAGUGGAUGAGAUGUUGACAUUGAGCGAGAAAAAUGUUCAAAUCGUUGAUACUACUUGCCCCUGGGUUUCAAAGGUAUGGAACACUGUUGAGAAGCACAAGAAAGGAGAUUAUACCUCGAUUAUUCAUGGUAAAUAUGCCCAUGAGGAAACCAUAGCAACUGCAUCUUUUGCUGCAAAGUAUAUUAUUGUGAAGAAUAUGGCAGAGGCUGAAUAUGUUUGCGACUAUAUUCUUGGCGGUGAACUAAAUGGAUCCAGUUCAACCAAAGAAGCAUUACUAGAGAAAUUUAAGUUUGCAGUUUCUAAAGGCUUUGAUCCAGACACUGACCUGGUAAAACUAGGCAUUGCAAAUCAGACAACAAUGCUCAAGGGAGAGACUGAAGAUAUAGGUAAACUGGUGGAAAGGACGAUGAUGCGCAAAUUUGGUGUGGAAAACGUCAAUGAGCACUUUAUAAGCUUCAACACAAUUUGUGAUGCUACUCAGGAGAGACAAGAUGCUAUGUACAAGCUGGUUGAGAGAGAUAUGGAUCUUAUGUUAGUAGUUGGUGGCUGGAACUCGAGCAACACAUCGCACCUGCAAGAGAUAGCUGAGGAACGCAGAAUUCCUUCUUACUGGAUUGACACUGAGCAGAGAAUUGGUCCAGGAAACAGAAUAGCAUACAAGUUAAUGCAUGGUGAGCUGGUGGAGAAAGAAAACUUUCUGCCACAGGGUCCAAUAACUAUUGGUAUAACAUCUGGUGCAUCAACACCAGACAAGGUUGUUGAAGACGUGCUUAUCAAGGUGUUUGACUUGAAACGGGAAGAAGCAUUGCAGCUCGCUUAAAGUAGGUCUGAGCAUACAUACUUGUUAAUGUAAAAUGAUACUCAGGACUUGAACUGAAGGACUUAUUACAGUUCAAAUUGUAGAAUUUAUUAAAUGACAAAGCAUAAUGUUGAAUAAAGUUAUUAUAAUUUUUUUGCUA